Octopus bimaculoides (California two-spot octopus) is the source of this 5638-nucleotide messenger RNA. Its product is annotated as zinc finger protein 492. The record is from RefSeq and is a predicted model, not a curated record. Lineage: Eukaryota; Metazoa; Mollusca; Cephalopoda; Octopoda; Octopodidae.
ACAAGAUUAGUUGUUUCUGAGGGAAUGGAAAAAUCGGUAUAUAUAUUGAUGAAAUUUUAUAGAAAUACCGUUCAAAUGGCACAAAUUACGAUUAUAAAGAAACGUCUAGGCAAAAUGUUUUCCGAGGCCAAACAUUCCUGAAAGUUUCAUCCUAACCCAUCCAGCGGUUCUUGAGAUAUCUUGUCAACGGACAAACACGAUUGAAAACAAUAGUUCCGCCUUUGCUAAGGCGGAGACAAAAUGUAUUCCUUUUUUUGCGGCACGUAUUCAUAUCCUCUCAGUUCUGGAGCCAGCUUGAUUAUCCAGGGUGAGAACAUAUGGUCUUACCCUUUGUCCCUGGGAAGAGGUAGGUGCCUCAUCUGGGACUCCUUUUUUCCCUUCCACAUACUAGAUGCUGCGCAAAAUGGGAGGGCCACUGCUUUUGUAGCCGAACGGACUUGGCAAUGAACCACCUCUUCCAGCUUGUGACGUUUGGAGGGUCUGGGCUGCUAACGGCGAAGUCCUUUUUAUCGUUGGUGGCUCACGUUACCGAGAUGACAAGGGAUGCCCGUAAUGGUGCUUAGCUGUUCCAAUGUCUUAGCCUCGCCACUGACCGUGGUAAUGCCUCCAGCGUUUUUACUUGCUUCAGUAAAUUCCGUAAGGCUCUUGGUUUUGAAUUCAUAUGGGAUUUCUUUUUCCCUUUCUCUCUCUCAUUUUUUUUUUCAUUUAUUGACUAUAAAAAGGUUUAUGCUACUAGAAACCAGAGUAACAAACCAAAAAAGUCGCAAGAAAACAUCAAUAAACUGAUUUAUGCCAAUUUUUUUUUUUUUUAAGUUCAUAAGCACAUUUUAAAGUUCAAACCCUUUCAAAAUGCAUGAUUAAACACUCCAAAGCACAAGAACAAAAUUAAAUAUUCCGAAGUACAUAAUUACUAAUCAGUUUAAAAGAUAUUACAUUAAAUUGUACUAACUUUUUGCGUUUUAUAAAAUUAUGAGUACGAAACUAGUAAUACUAACUCUGUAUGUCACCCCCCCCACUCCGUUUGGCUUUGUUGGCAUUAUUUGACAACAACUUGUUAAUAUUAAUUAUAAAAUGUUAUAUAUUUUAUUAAAUUGUAUUUACUUCAUUACAAUUUAAUCAUACCAUCGACAAAUUAUAUUAAUAUAUAUAUAUAGAAAUAGUUGGUUGAGAUAACAUCUAACUCUGUUGUCCCAUCGAAACCUCUUUAAUUAAACACCAAAUGUAAUCCUAUCAUCUGAAUAUCACAUGACAUUGGCACCAAAGCAUUGUUUCCAUCAGAUAACAUCAUCAAUAUUCACCACCUUUUAAAGACUGAAAGAAAAUAUUGCACAAAACAGAUUUAAUAACUCCAGAGAAUUCCAGUGAAAUAUUUCUUCUCAACUGAGAUUGAUAGCAACAUUUCUCUUGUGAAAUGUUUGGAAUGUUGACAAGAUUAUUUUGUACUGAAGUUGAACUUGGAUAAUUUUAAAAGGAAUCUCAGAGUAUUUUCAGAUAUCAAAAAGGAUUGUAUUUGAUGGAAAGGAAGCUGUAGCAGUAUUUGUUUGGAAUAAGUUGUAGGAGAAAAACAAAAACUGUAUCCAUAUAUGUUGUAUUGAUUGAAAAAGGAUAAUGGACAAACGGACUAUUUAAGUUAGUUGAAGAAUAUAUUUUUAUUCUGAAGAGAUGUCACAAGAGAAACCACAAUCAGCUUUUCAAUGUGAUAUCUGUAAAAAGUCUUUCACUGAGAAACGUAAUCUAAAUACUCACAGACGUAUCCAUACAGGGAAGAAGCCAUAUCAUUGUGACAUCUGUGGCAAAUCAUUCUCUUACAAUAAUAUCUUCAUUAAUCACAAACGUAUUCAUACAGGAGAGAGGCCAUUUCACUGUGAUGUCUGUGGACAAUCAUUCUCUCGAAGUUGCAGAUUAACUGAUCAUGUACGUAUUCAUACAGGAGAGAAACCAUUUCCCUGUGACAUCUGUGGUAGAUCAUUCUCUCAAAUUAGUCACUUAACAACUCACAAACUGAUUCAUACUGGGGUGAAACCAUAUCACUGUGAUAUCUGUAAUAAAUCAUUCUCUCGACAUAGUUAUUUAACCGUACACAAACGUAUUCACACUGGAGAGAAUACAUUUCGCUGUGAUACAUGUGGCAAAUCAUUUUCUGUUGCAAUGCACUUAACAACACACAAACGUAUUCAUACAGGAGAAAAGCCAUUUCACUGUGAUAUCUGUGGUAAAUCAUUCUCUCGAAAUAGCAAUUUAACUGGUCACAAACGUAUUCAUACAGGAGAAAAGCCAUAUCACUGUGAUAUCUGUGGUAAAACAUUCUCUCGGAGUAACCAUGUAACUUCACACAAGCGUAUUCAUACAGGAGAGAAGCCAUAUCAUUGUCAUGUCUGUGGUAAAUCAUUCUCUGAAAACAGUACCUUAACUAAACAUGUGUCUAUCCACAUAAAGGUGUGACUAUCAUUGCUAAAAUUCAUUACAUCUCACAACUACCAUCAGCAUUUUUUUUUGUCAUUUCCUCUAAUAAAUCAUGGGUUAGUUCUGUGGAUUUUACAGUAAUCCAUGAAUUUUUGACGUAAAUUAUACUUAACAUGUUUAUUUCUGUGAGGCACUAUUUUCUGGCCACUUUCUCUGUUUAUAGCCCUUUUAGCAUUCCCUUACAACAUACACGGAUAUGGCAAUCUAUUUGCAUCAUCAUCAUCAUCGUUUAACGUCUGCUUUCCAUGCUAGCAUGGGUUGGACGAUUUGACUGAGGACUGGCGAACCAGAUGGCUACACCAGGCUCCAAUCUGAACUGGCAGAGUUUCUACAGCUGGAUGCCCUUCCUAACGCCAACCACUCAGAGAGUGUAGUGGGUGCUUUUAUGUGCCACCUGCACAAGGCCAGUCAGGCGGUACUGGCAAUGGCCACACUCAAAUGGUGUAUUUUAUGUUCCACCCGCACAGGAGCCAGUCCAGGGGCACUGGCAACGAUCUCGCUCAAAAGUCAUUACACAUGCCGUGGGCACAAGUGCCAGAAAGGCAACGCUGGGCACAGGUGCCAUCCCGAUUUCGCUUUCACUUGCCCCAAUAAGUCUUCGCAAGCUGAGUUUCGUGUCCAAUGAAGGAGACGACGUUGGCAUGGGUGCCAGAUCUUUGUCUUAUGUUACCAUAAAUAAAAAUAUUUUAUAUACACAUUCACACAGAAGAGAUGAUGUAAUGAUAUAUAAGGGAACAGAAAACAGUUUCAAUCAUGAUAUUCUUUAACAAAAGCCUGACUGAUACAUAAAAUUAUUUUCUGCAGAAAAAACAAUUCCUGCUAGUGUCUCUUUCAAUAGACUAAACAAGUUUCCUUCUUUUACAUAGAAAUCCAUCCAUUUCCUCCAUCCACUCUUCCCGUGUGGGCGUCAUUGGAUUAGAACCCUCCUCUAUGCAGAUCUAUCAGAAACAGCAUUCAUUACAGUUUCCAGUUGGGUUCUCACACGUGACUGACAAAUAUGAUGUUUAUCAAUCAACCAUCGCAUUCAUGGCCUACCACUGAGUCUCCUGCCAGUUAGCUCUGUUUGAAGAAUGCAUUGUGUGUGUGAUUCUUUCCUGUAAAAUUCUAAUCACAUAUCUGUUGUGUCAGAGCUGUGACUUCUCUAUGCAGAUGAGUAAUGGCUCCACCUGGAGAGACUCUCUGAUCUCUGAGUUACGUACCGUGUCCAGUAACGUUACUUUAGAGAUCUUUUCGUCAUUCCCAACAUCAAUGACUGUAGUUGAUGAUUGAAGAUUAGAAACACUAUUCUAUAUUUUUGAAAUGAGGAAUUAUGUGCAUCUACAAUGGACGAAUAUUUGUCCUGAUCUUGUUUGUUGUUACCACAACGUUUCGGCUGAUUUACUCUCCAGUUUUCAUCAGGUGUUCUGGUGGAAGGAUUAGGUUCGAAAUUCCACCAGAAUAUCUGAUGAAGGCCAGAGAGUACAUUAGCCGAAAUGUGGUAACAACAAGGUGAGGACACCUAUCCGUCAUCAUCGUUUAACGUCCGGUUUCCCUGCUGGCAUGGGUUGGACGGUUUGACUGAGAACUGGCAAACCAGAAGGCUGCACCAGGCUCCAAUCUGAUCUGGCAGAGUUUCUACAGCUGGAUGCCCUUCCUGACACCAACCACUCUGAGAGUGUAGUGGGUGUUUUUAUGUGCCACUGGCACAGGGGUCUAGUCAGGCAGUACUGAUGAAGAUAGCAAGUUUUUUUUUAACAACCUCUCUCUCUCCUUUUAUGAGGAUCAAAUGCUGCAGCUGGUUUUGUCACUGUGGCUGCUCCUGCAUUUCUUGAUAUAGUAAAACAAGAGUGGCAGUGUGGUAAGUAGCCUGCUUAUCAACAACAUGGUUCUGGGUUCAGUCCUACUGUGUGGAACCAUGGCACGUGUCUACUGCUAUAGACUUGGGCCAACCAAAGUCUUGUGAGGGAAUUUGGUUGAUGGAAACUGAAAGAAGCCUGUCAUAUAUAUAUAGAUAUAGAUCGCUGACCACUACACACAUUUCUUUUCUCUCCUUAUUUCUUUCUGUUGAAGAGCGUAGCUCGAAACGUCAAAGACUUUCUCUAUUCCCGAGCGUUAAACUAAUACAUCCAUUUGUUAUUUACACCACCUGUCUUCGUCUGUUGUUUUUUACGUAAAUUCUCCCGGGUGUCUUGGUGGUCUUGUGGGUAGAGACAUAAUUAGACAGCCACAUUGAACAUCCAGAGCAGGGUUCAAUCCUACCCAGGGCCUGCAUUAAGGGGUUUUACUAAAAUUUUUCACGGCAGUGCAUCAGCAUGGCCACAGCUCUAAGCUGAAACUAUAAAAAAAAAAAAUAUAUAUAUAUAUAUAUAAGGCAAGGAAGACAAUGGAGAAGAGAUUCGAUUGACAAGCAUCAGUAAGAUUUAUUUACUAUAAUCAUAGGAAUAAAUACAACUCCACUCUUACAGCUGUUUCCAUUUUGGGGAUCCAGUAUGCUAAAGUUGACAUAUCAUAUAAAAACUGAACUGCAAAGCUUCACCAGAGAGUCAGUGAGUCCACAAUGGUAAGGAUACAAGGUAAAAAGUAAAGCCCAAGGCUAUAUUCAGAGGUUGUGAGAUCACAUCUUAUUGCAAUUUGAUGGAGGAGAUAAUAAAGAUAUAAUGUAGCACUCAAAAAUGCAGUUUAUAAGGGUAAAAUUAAAUAUAUUCUCAAUAAUAAUGGAAAUGUUAAGGAUAAUUAUGGCAACGUAGUAAUUAAUAAAGAUGAAAAAUACAAGUGAGAGAAAAAGAAAACAUUCAGUUCCUGAAAAAAAAAAAUGCCAAAUCUAAAAUAUGUUAAAUUGUAUGGGGGGAAAAAAAAAGGGAGGCGGGGUGAAUUAAAAUAAUUAUUGCUAAAUAAAAUGACACUUCCGAAGAAAAACUAAAAUUCCUUGCACUUUCCGUUGCUGUUGUCUUUAUUGAACUUAUAAUGCUGAAUAUGCUCCUUUCUCACUUCCAUUAUAGCUUCGGAAAGAAAUGUUAAAACUGAACUGCACUCUUCAAAAGUUGCACUAAGAAUAAGUUGAUGUUUUAUUGCCCACAAGGGGCCGACAUAGAGGGGACAAUACAAGGACAUGUGGGGACAUAUAACAAAUUAAAAAAACAAUGAAAGAAGUAAAAUAAACAAAAGCGUAUGUUACAAUGAACGACAAUAUGAAGUU